Molecule: messenger RNA, 4718 nt
Organism: Hippopotamus amphibius kiboko
Lineage: Eukaryota; Metazoa; Chordata; Mammalia; Artiodactyla; Hippopotamidae
Gene: INF2
Product: inverted formin 2
Exons: 23
Coding region: 163-3804 (1213 amino acids)
Biological process (GO): actin cytoskeleton organization
Molecular function (GO): small GTPase binding; actin binding
Source: RefSeq, a predicted model, not a curated record
GGCGGCACCUCCGCUUCCUCCCGCGCGCCCCGCGGAGCCCGAGCCCGAGCCCGAGCCGUGCGGAGCCCCGCGGCGGGCCGACAGCCCGCGGCUGCUGACCCACCCGGCCCGAGCGCCGGCCACGGCCCCGCGCUCCGCCGCCGUCCCCGCCCGUUCAGCAAGAUGUCGGUGAAGGAGGGCGCGCAGCGCAAGUGGGCGGCGCUGAAGGAGAGGCUGGGGCCGCAGGACGCGGACCCCACGGAGGCCAACCUGGAGAGCGCGGAGCCCGAGCUCUGCAUCCGGCUCCUGCAGAUGCCCUCCGUGGUCAACUACUCGGGGCUGCGCAAGCGGCUGGAGGGCAGCGACGGUGGCUGGAUGGUGCAGUUCCUGGAGCAGAGCGGCCUGGACCUGCUGCUCGAGGCCCUGGCGCGCCUGUCGGGCCGCGGUGUGGCCCGCAUCGCCGACGCCCUGCUGCAGCUCACCUGCGUCAGCUGCGUGCGAGCGGUCAUGAACUCCCAGGAGGGCAUCCGCUAUAUCCUCAGCAACCAGGCGCACGUGCGCCAGCUCUCCCAGGCUCUGGACACGUCCAACGUGAUGGUCAAGAAGCAGGUGUUUGAGCUGCUCGCCGCCCUGUGCAUCUACUCGCCCGAAGGCCACGCCCUGACCCUGGACGCCCUGGACCAUUACAAGACGGUGUGCGGCCAGCGGUACCGCUUCAGCGUCAUCGUGAACGAGCUCUCAGACAGUGACAACGUGCCCUACGUGGCCACCCUGCUCAGCGUGGUCAACGCCAUCAUCCUGGGCCCCGAGGACGUCCGCGCGCGCGCCCAGCUGCGCAGCGAAUUCAUCGGGCUGCAGCUGCUGGACGUCCUGACGCGGCUGCGAGACCUGGAGGACGAGGACCUGCUGAUCCAGCUGGAGGCCUUCAGGGAGGCCAAGGCCGAGGACGAGGAGGAGCUGCUGCGGGUCUUCGGGGGCUUCAACAUCAACAGCCACCAGGAGGUCUUCUCCUCCCUCUUCCACAAGGUGAGCAGCUCCCCGGUGUCCGCCCACCUGCUGUGCAUGCUGCAGGGCCUCCUGCACCUGGAGCCCACCCUCCGCUCCAGCCAGCUGCUCUGGGAGGCCCUGGAGAGCCUGGUCAACCGGGCCGUGCUCCUGGCCAGUGACCCCCAGGAGUGCACGCCGGAGGAGGUGGUCGAGCGGCUGCUGUCUAUCAAGGGGCGGCCCCGCCCGUGCUCCCUGGACAAGGCCCACAAGAGCGUCCAGGUCGACCUCGGCCAGAGUCGAAGGGGCAACUCCCCGCAAAACACGGGUGCCCCGAUGGCGGGCGUGCAGGACCAGCAGCCAGCGGCCCUCGCCGGCCAGCACGUUGCCGGCGUCCAGAGCGAGCGUGGCAGGGUGGCACCGCAGCCCACAGCCCCGGAGCAGCCGGAGCCCACCCCGCCCCCGCCUGCACCCCCCCUCCCUGGCACCACGACCGCGCCCCCGCCCCCUCCCCCGCCGCCCCCUCCCCCGCCGCCCCCCCCACCCCUGCCAGGCCUGGGGGCUGCAUUCCUCUCACCCCCACCGCCCCCGCCACCCCCACUCCCUGGGUCUGGUGGGACCGUACCCCCCCCACCUCCACUCCCAGGCCUGGGGUGUCCGCCCCCGCCCCCGCCCCUGCCGGGCACCUCCGGGCCCCCUGCGGUGGGCGGCGUGGAGGAGAGCAUCGUGGCCCAGGUGGGCCACAGCCUGGGCUCCGCCUGGGUGCCCAGCCACCGGCGGGUGAACCCCCCCACGCUGCGCAUGAAGAAGCUGAACUGGCAGAAGCUGCCGCCCAGCGUGGCCCGAGAGCACAGCUCCAUGUGGGCGACGCUGAGCAGCCCCGAUGCCGAGGUGGUGGAGCCUGACUUCUCCAGCAUCGAGCGGCUCUUCUCCUUCCCCACGGCCAAGCCCAAGGAGCAGGCAGUGGCCCCAGCCAGGAAGGAGCCCAAGGAGGUCACUUUUCUGGACUCCAAGAAGAGCCUGAACCUCAACAUCUUCCUGAAGCAGUUUAAAUGCUCCAACGAGGAGGUCACCGCCAUGAUCCGGGCUGGAGACACUGCCAGGUUUGACGUGGAGGUCCUCAAGCAGCUCCUCAAGCUCCUUCCCGAGAAGCACGAGAUCGAAAACCUGCGCUCCUUCACAGAGGAUCGGGCCAGGCUAGCCAGCGCCGACCAGUUCUACCUUCUCCUGCUGGACAUCCCCUGCUACCAGCUCCGGGUCGAGUGCAUGCUGAUGUGCGAGGGCACGGCCGUCGUGCUGGACAUGGUGCGGCCCAAGGCCCAGCUGCUGCUCGCCGCCUGCGAGAGCCUGCUCACCAGCCACCGGCUGCCCGUCUUCUGCCAGCUGAUCCUGAAAAUCGGGAACUUCCUCAACUACGGGAGCCACACCGGGGACGCCGACGGCUUCAAGAUGAGCACCCUGCUGAAGCUCACGGAGACGAAGGCCCAGCAGAGCCGCGUCACGCUGCUGCACCACGUGCUGGAGGAAGUGGAGGAGAGCCACCCUGACCUCCUGCAGCUGCCCCAGGACCUGGAGCUGCCCUCCCGCGCGGCAGGGAUCAACCUUGAGAUCAUCCACUCCGAGUCCAGCAACAACCUGAAGAAGCUUCUGGAGAUGGAACGGAAGGUGUCCUCCUGCAUCCCAGAGGUGCAGGAACAGUACUCCCAACGCCUCCAGGCCAGCAUCGCGGCCUCCCAGGCGCUAGAGGAGGUGUUCCAGGCCAUCGAGCAGAAGCAGCUGGAGCUGGCCGGCUACCUGUGCGAGGACGCCCAGCAGCUGUCCCUGGAGGACACGUUCAGCACCAUGAAGGCCUUCCGGGACCUCUUCACCCGUGCCCUGAAGGAGAACAAGGAGCGCAGGGAGCAGGCGGCCAAGGCCGAGAGGCGGAAGCAGCAGCUGGCGCAGGAGGAGGAGGCCCGGAGGCUGCGGGGCGAGGACGGGAAGGCUGUCAGGAGGGGAGGCGGGAAGCAGGAGGAGGUGUGUGUCGUCGACGCCCUGCUGGCCGACAUCAGGAAGGGCUUCCAGCUGCGCAAGACCGCCCGCGGCCGAGGGGACGCCGAGGCGGCCAGCAGGGCAGCUGCCGCAGAGCCCCCGAGGAGCAAGGCGCCCGCGGCCCCCCGGGCCCUCGUGGGAGGCCCCAGCCUCCCCACCUCGGAGCCUAGUCUUGACGCUGCAGCGGCCAAGGAGCCCCGGGGCUGGGACCUCGCGGGUGCCGCCCCCACCAGCCCCCAGCCCGCGGGAGACGCAUCCCAGAACGGUGGUCCUGGGGCCCUGGAGAGACGCUCCUCCUGGUACAUGGACGCCAGUGAUUUCCUGGCCACCGAGGGCCCCCAGGGCCCCCAGCCCUCUGCAGUGGUGCUGGGAGACACUCAGGCCCUGAAGCCCCUCAGCUUCUCCAGUGACAAGCCCCCCAAAGCUAUGGGUUUGAGCCAAGACAGCGAGGAACCUGCAGCCUCUCCGGGUGCCUGCCGGGUCGGGGCCGACGGCAGGGACGAGGGUCCGGAGGACGCAGCUGCCCACGGCCGCAGCCCCGGCCUCCCUGCGGCAGGCCCCAGUGGGGACGGGGACGAGGACGAGGAGCACACGGCCCCAGACUCCGCGCUGGACACCUCCCUGGACAGGUCCUUCUCCGAGGACGCCGUGACUGACUCGUCAGGGUCCGGCGCCCUCCCCCGGGCCCAGGGCCGGGCAUCGAAGGGCACAGGCAAGCGGAGGAAGAAGCGCCCCUCCAGGAGUCAGGAAGCAGCAGUUGCCCCCGACCCUGACGAUAAUAAAACAAAAAGGUCCUGUGUGGUCCAGUGAGGCCUCAGGCCCCGGCCCAGAGCCAAGUGAGAGGACCCGCAGCGGGGCCCCUGGAUGUGCUGCCGAGCUCAUCCCUCCGGGCCAGGCUGGGACCAGCCCCUGGGAAGCCAACACUCCGUGCCUUACGCAGCCAGUGCCGAGGCCGCCCGGGUCCCUGAGGAGUGGUGGCCGAGACCGCCACAGGCACCGGGGCCCAGCCCACCUGGCGCCCUCCUGGCCCGCCUGCACACCCCCAGCCCCUCGCCAUCUGCUCUCUAAAUGCCAAAGCCCGACCCCGACCCCACGCCGCAUGCACCACGGUGCCCGCCCCGCCACCUGCAGGGGGCGGGUCAGGCGGCUGUGUCUCCCGGCGCGGCUGAGCGUGUGGCCUGGCACCCAGAUCCUGUGCAGACCCCUCCCCCGAAGCUGUGGGAGCCGGGGAGUGCCGGGGCCCCUGCCCUGCAGCUCUGCCCCCCAGCCCACUCAGUUGUGCCGAAGCCGCCGUGUUUAACUGAAAUGGGAUAAUCUGUGCGUUUCUCCCGUUCUGUGGUGGCGGAGCUGGGGAUAGGUAGGUGGGGGAGAGGACCCCCGAGACUUCGGGUCGGGGCAGGCUUGUCUGGCGGUGCACGGGCGGGCCAGGCUCCCUCUGCUCAGCAGAGGGGGACCCAUCCCAGGGGUCCCGCUCUGAGGUGAGGAGGGCUCUGCCCUUGCGGCCACAGCCGGGACGUGGGCACCGCGUCGGCCACACGACCCGCCCUGCAGCUGCUGCUUCCGCCUCCAGACCCCGCUGGGCUGAGGGGAGGCCAGGAUCCCGCCAGCAGGGCUGCCGCCUCCGCUUUCUGCCCCCGGGGGCCCCCUGCACCGCACCCCCCAGCCCCCAGUGUGUGCUGCUGAGAUUGGACGGACUUAGGCCAAUAAAGAGCGGAGCUGGCCCA